This is a messenger RNA of Ochotona princeps (American pika), 2011 nucleotides long. Its product is annotated as cocaine esterase-like. Gene Ontology annotation, molecular function: carboxylic ester hydrolase activity. The coding region runs from base 66 to 1742 and encodes 558 amino acids. NCBI's taxonomy places the organism in Eukaryota, Metazoa, Chordata, Mammalia, Lagomorpha, Ochotonidae. Gene Ontology annotation, cellular component: intracellular membrane-bounded organelle. The record is from RefSeq and is a predicted model, not a curated record. The transcript is spliced from 12 exons.
CCAGGGGCACCCAGGGCAGCCUCUGGGUCACACAGCUGGGAGCACACACGGACCUGUCUGGGACCAUGGGACCCUACCAGCUUUGUGUGAGGCUCAGCGCUAUAGCUUGCUUCCUCCUGCUGCUUGUCAUCCCAGGACUGGGCCAGGACUCCACAAGCCCCAUCAGGACCACGCACUCUGGGCAGGUGCGAGGAAGCCUGGUCCACGUGGAAGGCACCGACGUGGGAGUCCACACCUUCCUGGGCAUUCCCUUUGCCAAGCCACCUCUGGGGCCACUGCGCUUUGCACCUCCUGAACCUGCCGAAGCUUGGAGUGGAGUGAGGGAUGGCACCUCCCAUCCAGCCAUGUGUCCACAGGACCUUGCUAUAAUGGAAAAGGAUGUAGUGGAUACAACAUCGACCCUGCUGUCCAUGCCCAUGUCCGAGGACUGCCUCUACCUCAGCAUCUAUGCACCUGCCCAUGCCCAUGAGGGCUCCAAGCUGCCUGUGAUGGUGUGGAUCCACGGGGGUGGGCUGGUUAUAGGCACGGCAUCAAAUUAUGACGGCUCUGCCCUGGCAGCCUUUGAGGACGUGGUGGUGGUCACCAUCCAGUACCGCCUCGGCAUCCUGGGAUUCUUCAGCACCGGAGACCAGCACGCCAGUGGCAACUGGGGCUACCUGGACCAAGUGGCUGCACUGCGCUGGGUGCAGCAGAACAUUGCCCACUUUGGAGGCAACCCUGACCGGGUCACCAUAUUUGGAGAGUCUGCUGGUGGUGUAAGCGUGUCCUCACAUGUAUUGUCACCCAUGUCGCAAGGACUCUUCCAUGGAGCCAUUAUGCAGAGUGGGGCGGCCGUGAUGCCUGGCUUCAUUGCCAGCUCAUCUGAGAUGAUCUCCUCGGUGGUGGCCAACCUGUCUGGCUGUGGCCAGGUGGACUCUGAGACCCUGGUGAGCUGCUUGCGUGCCAAGAGUGAAGAGGAGAUGCUGGAGAUGACCAAGGCCUUCAAGGUCAUCUCUGCGGUGGUGGAUGGCAUCUUCCUGCCCAGACACCCCUAUGAACUGCUGGCCUCUGCUGACUUCCAACCUGUCCCCAGCAUCAUUGGUGUCAACAAUGAUGAGUACAGCUGGAUCCUCCCCAAGUUCUUGGAAACCAGAGACCUCCAGAAGGAAAUGGACAGAGCAGCAGUGGAGAUGCUAAUACAUCAAAAUUCUGAGGAAUGGAUGCUGCCUCCUGGCAUAGAGGAGCCAUUGGUAAAUGAGUACCUGGGGGACAAUAAGCACCCAAAAACCCUUAUGGCUCAGUACCAGGAGAUGAUGACUGAUGCCCUCUUCGUGAUGCCUGCGCUCCACGUCACACAUUUUCAGCGUUCCCAUGCUCCUGUCUACUUCUAUGAGUUCCAGCAUUCGCCCAACUUCAUGAAGGACUUACGGCCGCCCUCCGUGAAGGCUGACCAUGGCGAUGAGCUUUUCUUUUUCUUCAGAUCCAUUUUCUUUGAGACAAAAGUGACUCUCACUGAGGAGGAGGAGCUGCUGAGCAGGAGAAUGAUGAAGUACUGGGCCAACUUUGCUCGCACUGGGAACCCCAAUGGCGAGGGCCUGCCACACUGGCCCGUCUUGGACCAGGAGGAGCAGUAUCUGCAACUGAGCACACAGCCUGCAGUGGGCCGGGCCCUGAAGGCCCACAGGCGUCAGUUCUGGAUCAAAUAUCUCCCCUCAGAUAUACAGGAAUUGAUGGGGACUGAGCAAGGGCACACAGAGCUGUAGCUGCUCAUGUCUAAUGGGUGACCCUGGCUCCACACACGGGCUGUCACUCAGCUGCCCUCCAUGUCUUUUGGCACACCAUUGUGUAAGACCUGCUGCCCAGAGUUCCCUGCCCUGAAUACUCUGGAUGUCCUGUGCCAGUUGUACUCAACACCACCCCUGUGAGGCUGCGCCCAUCAGAAACCCACCUUCCUCAUCUCGCACUGGCCCUGGGCCCCUCCUGCCCUCACACCUCCUGCUCCACCUGUCUGUUAUCCUCCCAGCCCUAGUUC